Molecule: messenger RNA, 252 nt
Organism: Knipowitschia caucasica
Lineage: Eukaryota; Metazoa; Chordata; Actinopteri; Gobiiformes; Gobiidae
Source: the annotation of a GenBank genome assembly
AUGACCAAACCUGGUUGUUCCAUUGAAUCUCUCUCCUCUGUCUGUGCGCUGGAGCUGCGCGCUGUGGACGCGGACACCACGCCCCCUGAGUCGGGAACACCCUGCAGCCUGUGGAGGUCCUCUCAGAUGUGGAGAGACCGUUCAUUCAGCUCCAUCCUCCGCACAGAGACACCGCGGACCCGGGGCUCCGCUCGACUGCUCCCGAUUAAAGGCUUUUCGGGACCAACGUGCCAUUUCAAGACGGACGAUUGA